This is a messenger RNA of Wallemia ichthyophaga EXF-994, 897 nucleotides long. Its product is annotated as Ribonuclease H2 subunit B. The transcript has 5 exons. Gene Ontology annotation, biological process: ribonucleotide metabolic process; RNA catabolic process. The record is from RefSeq and is a predicted model, not a curated record. The coding region runs from base 1 to 897 and encodes 298 amino acids. Lineage: Eukaryota; Fungi; Basidiomycota; Wallemiomycetes; Wallemiales; Wallemiaceae. Gene Ontology annotation, cellular component: nucleoplasm; ribonuclease H2 complex.
AUGGCGCACAAGUUGAUAGCAUUGCCGGAAGACUGCUUCAAUGAGCGCGGUUGCGCGUCGAUUGUGCGUGUGCCGCGUCCACUCAACACUCAGGAAAGAAUAUUGGUGGCAGUGUCGAGUGAUUCAGACAGGCUUUAUGAGAUGCACGCUACACAGGCGCGUCAUGAGGAGGACAGAUGCUGGUUCGUCGACCAGCUAAUAGUAGCAGACCCACGGCUCAUUACUGCCACACCGCUCGAUCCCACUUUCAUCGUUGCAAGUUUGUUGCUGUCGGUGCCUGAUCACGCGAGGAGUACAUACAGUCGAUUCGAAGAUAUUACCGAUACAUUGCGGAAUGCGCACACAGACUGCGACAUUCUCCCGCUCCUGCACACUAACGCUGCUAAAGCGGGUUUGGAGCGGUGUUGCGAGAGCAAGGAGCUAGCGGCGGAUGAAAUGGUGUACAAGCUGAGCGAGCCGCGGUAUCUGGGGUAUUUAGAUGCCAAGAUAGCCAGAUGUCUCAGCACAGUGGUCGCGCAGCGUGAUAUCAAAUGCGUUGAACCGCCCACACAUCACCUGCUGACGCCGGAACUGACGCUGCAGUCGUACAAGAGGAACAUGGUCGAGUGUGUGCUGUAUAACGUGCCAUACUCCCUGCACACAAUUGUCAGACAACACAACACCACACCCGACCUCGACGCUUUCGAUGCCGAGCAGAGCAAGCAGACGCAUCAGUCAGACACACUCAUUCGCUCGAAUAAGGGUGGAUACGACGAGGGCAAGGAGCUGGAUAGGGAGGAGGUGAAGAAACCAGCCAAGGCGUCGAGAGGCGCGGAGAACUUGAAGAAAGUGGAUACAUCCAAGAUGAUGAAGCUGGAUGGCUUCUUUGCAAAGAAGCCUGUAAAUCGCAAAGAGUAG